Prorocentrum cordatum is the source of this 1902-nucleotide messenger RNA. The record is from the annotation of a GenBank genome assembly. Lineage: Eukaryota; Dinophyceae; Prorocentrales; Prorocentraceae.
AUGGCGCAGGGGGGGGUGGCCGCGGCGGAGCCCCGCAUGCCCCCGUCGGCGGUCUUUAGACCCCCGUCUCUGAAGAGGGAGCAGUCUGUCGGAGGGAUACCGAUCUACACUGGCGACGAUAUCAUAAUCAAGCAGCAGACUAAGAGCCCAAACAGGAGCCAUUGGUUCGGACCCGCCGAGUUCCAGAUUCAAGGCAUCACGUGGACGCUGGAUGAGUUUGCAGGCGGUGGGGCGGACGGUCAGGCGUAUCUGACGACGCACAAGUCAAGCGGAGACAGAUUCGUCGCAAAGUUCUGCCGGAAGAAGGAUUCGACGGAGGUGAAGUUUGUAAUGGACAUGCCCCACGAGUUAGUCGUACACGAGAAUUUCGUCAGGCGAGUGUUGGCGGGAAAAGUGGCCAGGCUGCCGGUGCGCGACCACAAGCCUUGCCAUGACAUCCUGUUUAUGGAGCACAUCCCGAACGGCGAGCUGUUCGACCUCCUGGCCUCGGAGGAGCCGUCGGUGAAGGGCAAGCCCGUGAGCGCGGGCACGUCCAGGCGGUUCCUGCGAGACGUCAUCAGCGGCAUGGCGGAGUGCUACCGAGUGCUGACGCUCUGCAUCGCCGCGCAUGCCAAGCUCUGCAAGGCGGUCGCGGCCCAGCACGCGUUGUUCGGCCUCACCGACGCGAAGAGGCAGAUGACGCACCAGCCCAUGAUGACCCUGCUCGUGCUGCUGCCGCCGAGGGCCGCCAUCCUCCGCGACACCAUUCCGUUCUUCUGCAUGUGCAACCCGUUUAUGAAUCCGAAGUCCGCCGCCCGGAGGGUGGCCUUCCUGACCUCCUGCAAGCUGUUCCCGCUCCUGACGCUCGCGCUGACACUACCGCCGGCGCUGAUGGUGUUCUGCAUUCCCGACCCGUUCAACGAUCCGAAAUCCGCCGACCUGCUAGUGGCCUGCAUGACCUACUUCUCGACGCUCUCCCUGCUGGUGCUGGAGACGCUCCUGCUGACGUCGCUGGAGACGGCGCCCCUGAUAGCGCUCUGCAUGAAGCUGCCGCUGCUGAAUCCCGUCCCCGUGCUGUCGGUGUGGCUCUUGCUGCCCUACGCCCCCUUGCCCUUCGUCCGCUGCUUCGGCGCGUGGUACGACCUCGUGUUCGAGACUACCCUGUCCACGGAGAGCGACCAGUCCGUCGGGGCGCCGUCCACAGGCCCAGAGUGCAACACGGAAUGCCCUAUGACGGGCCCUCCGAGUCCAAGGUUGCUGGGACUGGAGAGCCUGACUAUCCAGAGGAGACUCUGCAUGAUGUUGCUCGUGCCGCCCCACAGCCAGGAGUGGUUGUCGCUGCUCGUCCCGUCCGUCCCCCAGAAGAGCUGCAUGAUGUGGCUCGUGCCGUCCUGCCGCCUGGAGUGGCUGACGUGGCUCGUCUCGACCAUCCCGAAGCAGCUCUGCUUCCUGCUCGUGCCGUUCCGCCGCCUGGAGUGGCUAGCGCUGCACACCACGACGACCACGAAGAAGCUCUGCAUGUUGCUGCACGUGCCGUCCCGCCGCCUGGAGUGGCUGCUGCGGCUCGCCCCGACCAUCCCCACGGAGUGGCGCAUGAUGAUGCUCGUGCCGCUUUGCCGCCUCGUGUGGCUUUUGCUGCUCGCCAAGCCAUUCCCGAAGAAGCUCUGCAUGCUGAUGCGCGUGCCGUCCCGCCGCUUGGAGUGGCCGACGCGGAUCGUCGUGACCAUCCCGACGACGCCCUGCAUGACAGGCCAGCUCCUGGCAUGCCGUUCCUUCGCCGCUCGGACCUUCUGCAACUACGUGGCUGCAGUACGAAUCUUGCGUGCUGUGUCGAUGUUCUGUUGCAACGUGCUGCUGAGCGCCAGCAUGGUGAUCGUGGAUUCUCGCCGCUCGGAGUGGCGUCUGAGUUGCCUGUGCGCCUGA